Molecule: messenger RNA, 1506 nt
Organism: Beta vulgaris subsp. vulgaris (sugar beet)
Lineage: Eukaryota; Viridiplantae; Streptophyta; Magnoliopsida; Caryophyllales; Amaranthaceae
Product: purple acid phosphatase 3
Exons: 7
Coding region: 134-1117 (327 amino acids)
Molecular function (GO): acid phosphatase activity; ferrous iron binding; ferric iron binding
Source: RefSeq, a predicted model, not a curated record
ACCCCAUUAUCUCUUCAACAACAAGCUUGAUCAAGGAAUUAAGAUCUAAAUUAUCCUGUCUUCUUCUCUCUUUAUAUCUUUCUCUCUCUUAAUAUCUUAGAGAGAAAGGAAGAGAAUACUGUUGUAUCCAUGUAUGGCUACCAUACUUAACAAAGUCAUGAACUUGAUGUUCAUAUUCUUGUUAUACGGACAAUUUAUCAAUGCUAAGCUCCCAAGACUCGAACACGCAACCAAAGAAGAUGGGUCUCUCAGUUUCUUGGUCAUUGGAGAUUGGGGAAGAAAAGGUGCCUUUAAUCAAUCUCUCGUUGCUACUCAGAUGGGAUUAGUAGGUGAGAAACUGGAUGUGGAUUUCAUCAUAUCAACAGGAGAUAAUUUCUAUGAUAAUGGACUCACCGGAGUUCAUGAUCCUGCAUUUAGAGAGUCAUUUACUGACAUCUACACUGCCCCUAGCUUGCAGAGGCGUUGGUACAAUGUGCUUGGUAAUCAUGACUACAGAGGAGAUGUUCUUGCACAAUUGAGCCAUGUGCUUAGAAAAAGAGACAGAAGAUGGUUUGCCUUAAGAUCUUACGUUGUAAAUGCAGAUAUUGUGGACUUCUUUUUCGUGGAUACAACUCCCUUUCAAGAUAAAUACUUUGUCGAAAAAGACCAUACUUAUGACUGGAGAGGUGUACUUCCUCGAAAAAGUUAUCUUUCUAAUCUUCUCAAGGAUGUGGAUGAAGUGUUGAAGAAGUCUACUGCCAAGUGGAAGUUUGUGAUUGGUCAUCAUCCAAUACUGAGUGCUGGACAUCAUGGUAACACAGAAGAGCUUGUGGCUCAGCUUCUCCCAAUACUUGAGGAAAAUAAUGUUGAUCUAUACAUAAAUGGGCAUGAUCACUGCUUGGAACACAUUAGUAGCCCUGACAGUCCACUUCAAUUUUUGACUAGUGGAGGAGGCUCAAAGGCAUGGAGGGGAGAUGUAAAGCCAUGGAAUCCAGAGGAGUUGAUAUUGUAUCAUGAUGGCCAGGGUUUCAUGUCAAUGCAAGUGACUCAAACUCGAGUGGAUGUUAUGUCUUAUGAUGUUUUUGGCAACAUCUUGCACAAAUGGAGCAAAGCAAAACCAGACCAUUACACAUUUUAGUAUGCAUCAUGAUCAUAAGAAGAUUAAGAUGAUGGUACAUCAUACAUACCAUUGGAAGUUACUAUUGAAGCAUAGCCACCGCAUAUAUGAGUGUGACAUGUCACAUUGGAAGCAAAGCAUGACUACUCCAUUAUUGUCGUCUAUAUUAUUGUAGAUGGUGUUGUUACGUACUUCUAUCGUAUUGUAUUAUGGUGUAUUGGUGUACAUGAAAGUUGAUAUCAUUAUUAGCCAAAUAUGUAAUUUUGGCCUUUGAUUAAGUGGAAAAAUGUUUCUAUGUAAUGACUGAACAAAAGUAUGAAACUUAAAUUUGUAAUCCUGAUGAGCCAAAUACGUAACGUGGCCUGUGGUCAUUUUUCUUUUAAUAGAAAUGCAAACUAGUGAGAACUAGA